AUGGUCAACGGCAAUUACGUGUUGUAUGGAGACAGACCGUCUUCUGAAUCAGAAACAGUGGACGAUCACGUGCAAACACGCACAGCCGAAAGGAAAACUAAACGUAAAUCAAAUCGAUCAUCAAAAGAUUCACAUAACCAUAAAACAGCCGAACUAGACAAUGAAACCGAUGCUGUGAAGUACGAAAAGAAAAUAAAAGAACCACGUCUUCUCCGCUAUGUUCCAACUACGGACAUAGAAGAAAACUACAUAACUGAAAAGUUCGAGACGUAUGAUUUAAAACCAACUGAAGAUCUUCCAAGGCGACACGCUUUUAUGAAGAAGCCUAAAAAUCCAGCCGAUGGGUCUGUAAACUACGCGUAUUCCCGAUCAAGCAGCAGCUGCAGUUCACCUAAUUUGCCAACGAUAUCUGAACAUGGAGAACAGUAUGGUACAUAUCGAGUGAGAUCUUCACUGACGCCGCCUAUCAGCAAUCCGAUUACGGGUUACGAGACAAAAUUGGACAAGUAUUUCGCAAAACCAAGGGAAGUGAAGACAUUCGCAGCUAAGGGUUCUCACCCAGACAGCCUGUACCGGGUACCAUCAGACAGUGCUAAUGGUGCGGACAAAUUUAUGCGUGGUGUACGUUUUCUGCGAUGGCCCCUAGCGCUCUUCACUGUCUGCGUGGCGCUCGCUGUCUUCGUCUACUUCCUAAUGCCUGCAAACAUGAAUGCAGAAUCGGAUAGAGUCAACGCUACGUUCUGGGAGGAGGGCAUCUCACAAGCGCAAUCACAUACUGACAAGAACCACAUAAAACACGAACUUAACAAAGGAACAGAAAAGUCACGGUCUCGUGGUACUAAGACACCGGAAAUCGACUUUUAUGAUCCUGAUAACGGCCAGAACAAUGACUUAACUACAUUAAUAGAUAUAAUAACAGAACGAAGUCAGAAAAGAAAACUUCCAAUACCUCCAGUUUUUCCUACACACAUAUCUCCAGAAGUACAAUAUGGAAACGACAGGGUCGACACGGACAAAACUCGAACCCCUAAGAUACUAAAAGAUGCAACCACUGUAUCCAGCGAUUCAACUAUAAAACCACAUAUCACCCAAAAACCAGAAAAACCACUCGCUGUUUAUUUUAAAGACGGCGAUGGAGUAACUACAACAAGUGCGAAUGCUGUACCCACGGCAGAAAAUAUUGCAAACGCGGAAACUUCAAACGAUAUUACCGCUUACGUCAAACAACAAUCAAAGAAAAAUGGAUCACCUGAAAUUCAAAUUAAUGAAGUUCCCUCAUCUACAAUUUCAUCUUUGCACGAUUCUGAUAAGGCAAUGUAUGCAAAACAGAAUAACAAUGCAGAACCAAAACUUCCACCAGAGCUUCAAGAGUUUUAUGACCGCCCUGUCAUCGACAGCAAUGGCAAAUUCACAUCAGGUCACUCAAAACUUUUUGGUAUUUCUAUAGAGGACGCAGAAAAUAUGAAAUCAACUACCCAAAACUCCGUAUAUAACACCAGAGUAUCUCCGACAUUGCCAACUUGGCGUAAUAGAGAUGACUCCACCACAAAAAAGUAUCCAAUUAGUGGCUACUACGAGGUUCCUCAAUGUCGUUCUACUGGUCUUUCUCUAUGUCGUGGAGUCCUACCCUACGACUUGGCGACUGGCCCUGCAUCCGUCGGUGAUGUCGAUGUUACUACCCUGAUUCCUCAAAUAGAAUACCUUGUAAACACAAAUUGCAGCCAACGUGUCCGACACUUUACCUGUGCACUGCUAGAGCCUGAAUGUAGCCCGCCUCCGUAUUCUCAAAAAUUGCCGUGCUACAAUUUUUGCAAAGCAAUUGUUGAUCACUGCGAGAGCUUCAUACCUAGGGAGUUGCAAGCGAUGUUUUCGUGCAAUCAAUAUCCCAGUAAUAACUGUGCUAGUGCACGAUCACCAUGCUAUUCACGUGAGCUUGCGUGUGGAGAUGGUACAUGCGUGCCCCGGGACUGGAUCUGCGAUGGUACCAGAGACUGUAUAGGAGGAGAAGAUGAAGCUCCUUGUUCCAAGUGCGAAGACAAUGAAUACCGUUGCAGUUCUGGAAUGUGUAUCACUACACGUUGGCUGUGUGAUGGCUACGCUGACUGUCCUAGUGGUGAAGAUGAGCAUAAGGAAUUGUGUCAGGGGCGCAGACUUGUGAACUUCCAGAGAGAGGAAGACAUUGAUGAGCCAGGCGAGGAAUCAGCUGGUUCAGCGCCCGCACUUUCCGUCCGCAAGCCUAAUAGACUGCCUUUUGUUUACGACAGAAUUAAUGGAAAUCGAAAUGGUGAAAACGACAAUAGCAAGGAGCUUUUGAUGACCAGUGAUAGCAAUAAUGCCUUCAGGCGCAACUUCACUCGUCGGCCUUCCCCAUCACGUCUAACACCAUACAAGCGCCCCAGACCUCUUGAAAUUAAACCUGAUGCCGAUGAAUUACUUGCAGUACAGGAAAAGUUUAAAUCUUCAAUAGUCACACAGUCAAGGAAACCUCAGAACGUAACAAAAAUUGUCAGCCCUAAACAAAAAGAAGAAAAUCAAGAUUCAACAGAAGAUAUCAAUCUUGACGAUUUAGAGUUAUUCGAAGAUAUCGAAAAAGUAAAACCUAGAGAAAACGAAAAAAGUGAAAAGAUGGAGAAAAGUGAAAAUAUGGAAAAUAAACAUGUUCCAAGACAAAAUGUACGGAAGCAAAUGAAUCGUGGGAAACCAAUGGAUGGACAUAAUAGUCCCGCACCGAUUCGUACGGAUAAAAUGGGAGAUAAGCUAGAACGAGUAAUCGAUGGAGCUUCCAUGUUGAGAAAAGCGGCCCAGGCUCAGCGUGAAGAAAUCCUGGAUUCACCCGAAACUAACAUCAGUAUGGCUGACAAGACAGAAGAACUAUCUCUCAGCGGAUAUAACAGUGCGCACGCAUCACCUUGCCCCAGCGGAGAACUGCGAUGCGUUGACGGCCGAUGUAUAACAUUGGAUCAACUCUGCGAUGGAACUAUAGACUGCUCAGACCAUGCUGAUGAAGACAACUGCUAUACAUAAUAUACACAAAUCAUCUUUAUUAUAAGCUGCUCAAACUCUGUAUAGAUCUUAUCUUAGACCAGCAGGGUUUAGUUGUUGUUGUUCUUUUUUCAAGUUUCUUCUGUUGAAAAUUAAGUAAAGACAGAAAAAGCCAACCUUUCCUUUGAUCCUAACUUCACGCCUUGAUAAUAAUGCAGGUUUCAAUGAUAAAUAUUUUUUUAUCAAGAUUUUCCUCUGUAUUGCGGCAGCUUCUGUCAAAUAAGAUUGUCUGUAAGAGAUUGCUUGCACCAUUAAGGCCACCUUUGUAAUUCCCUUGCAACAAUUUUUAGUAUUUUUUCUUCUUUUAAAACUGGAAAGUUAAAGUAAAAGAAGCGGAAUAUCACAGGUAAAACAUAGUUUAGUUUAGUUAAGUUACCUAGUAACAAUAUGAUAUCGAAUUAUUGUAACUUACUUCUUAGAUUUAUU
Molecule: messenger RNA, 3468 nt
Organism: Pararge aegeria (speckled wood butterfly)
Lineage: Eukaryota; Metazoa; Arthropoda; Insecta; Lepidoptera; Nymphalidae
Exons: 9
Coding region: 1-3024 (1007 amino acids)
Cellular component (GO): plasma membrane
Molecular function (GO): protein binding
Source: RefSeq, a predicted model, not a curated record